Nothobranchius furzeri (turquoise killifish) is the source of this 3289-nucleotide messenger RNA. RefSeq names its product voltage-dependent calcium channel gamma-4 subunit. Gene Ontology annotation, cellular component: voltage-gated calcium channel complex; AMPA glutamate receptor complex; postsynaptic density membrane. Gene Ontology annotation, molecular function: channel regulator activity; voltage-gated calcium channel activity. NCBI's taxonomy places the organism in Eukaryota, Metazoa, Chordata, Actinopteri, Cyprinodontiformes, Nothobranchiidae. Gene Ontology annotation, biological process: neurotransmitter receptor internalization; postsynaptic neurotransmitter receptor diffusion trapping; neurotransmitter receptor transport, postsynaptic endosome to lysosome. The record is from RefSeq and is a predicted model, not a curated record.
CGUCGAGCUCGUCACUUUUUAACGGAGACAGUCUGAGUUGGAACAGAAAAAGUGCAUUGAGUGAAAGAUUAAGGAGAAGCUGGGUGAUGAUGUUGGAGAGGUUUUGAUGCUGCUAUCAGGCUUCCCGGUGCGCCCAUGGAGCAUCAGGAGUGGACACAACUGGUGUCCUUUCAUUGCAGCAGCAAACUGAGCAGCUGAGCUGAACUAUAUCAUCUGCUCCGUUUCCUUUGAGACUAGCUGAGGGAGUGGAUAUGAGCGGAGAUCGGGCGCCCUGGCGCGCUCUGGGUGGACCGACAGGAGUGUGUGGACUGUAACAUGAAGCACAAUGGCUUGGUGUGAGCGCGGGGUUCAAACGCUGCUGGCCACAGUGGGGGCUUUCGCUGCCUUCAGCCUGAUGACCAUCGCUAUCGGCACGGACUACUGGCUCUACUCGCGGGCGUACAUCUGUAACGGCACCAAUGCCACCACAGACGAGAGCCAGACUCCGAUCAAAACUAAAAAAGGUGACCUCACCCACUCCGGGCUCUGGAGAAUCUGCUGCAUUGAAGGCAUAAAUCAAGGAAGCUGUUACAGGAUCAACCAUUUCCCUGAUGACAACGACUACGACACAGAUAGCUCUGAGUAUCUGCUGCGUAUAGUUCGUGCCUCCAGUGUGUUUCCCAUCCUCAGUACCACCCUGUUAAUGCUUGGUGGGCUGUGUGUUGGUAUGGGUCGAGUCCACAGCAAGACAAAUAAUGUUCUCCUCAGUGCAGGCAUUCUUUUUGUAGCUGCAGGUCUGAGCAACAUUAUUGGGAUCAUCGUCUACAUUUCGAGCAAUGCCGGAGACCCCAAUGACAAACGUGAUGAUGACAAGAAAUACACUUACUCUUAUGGAUGGUCAUUCUAUUUUGGUGCCCUUUCCUUCAUUGUUGCUGAAACUGUGGCUGUUCUCGUCAUCAACAUCUACAUUGAGCGAAACAAAGAAGUUCGCUGGAAGGCUCGGCGGGAGUUUAUUCGUUCGCUCUCCUCCUCUUCUCCGUACUCGAGGAUACCAAGCUUUCGUUACCGCAGGCGAACGUCACACACUAGUUCACACUCCACAGAAGCAUCCAGGGAGAAUUCGCCAGUGGCUGGCCUGAAAGGGGCCCCGUCCUCCAGUGGGCCCCUGGAUGAACUGUCUAUGUAUGCCCUUGCAAGAGACAGUGUAACGGAAAAUACAUACAGUCCCGAACAUGAGGGUAGUGCUGAGUUCCUUCAGGUUCAUAACUGUUUCCCAAAUGAUAUAAAAGAUGGAGUGAAUCGUAGGACCACGCCUGUGUGAGUGGCUAAAGAUUCAACUGAUUAAGAAGAAGAUAGAAAUCAGUAGCCUGACCUGCUAGAAGCUGAGCAUUGCAUGGCAGCCUGCCAUGUUUUACCAUUUUGAAAGGACCAAAAGGAGACAAGGACAGUCAGCUGGACAGAACAUGAGCCAAUUAACAGAACUGCUUUUAGAGACCAUUAAAGCAGAACAGAGUAACUACCGUCUGUGCUGUAGCCAAUCUAAAACUAACUGUGAACAGUAUGUUUAUCAGAGUAAUUAUCCUUACACUUUGUGGGUAAACUUGAGAGUAAAACCUUGAGAUGUGCCCUUCAGCAGUGUUCUACUCAUAAAUGAAACACGGUGCUAAAUGAAACAUGAUAUUCAACCUGAAAGUGUUGCAUUUAUAUGUGAUGUUAUUCCGUACAUGUCUCUUCAAACCUUUUACUCUGUCCUCACAUUUUAUUAAAUGCUCUGAUCACAAGUUUGAUGAAGAUGAUUCUCUUUGACAACUGUACAACUAGUAAUGAGUGGUUUUACUUAAUCAUGUAUUCACUGUGUUGGACAGAAUGUUGAGUGUUUUUGUAAAUUCCUCUGUGACAUUCGUCAAAGAGUGGAGCUAAAGGAUUCAUGUUCAGUGGUCUUUUCUAUUUGCUUCCAUAACAGUCUGCCAUGUUUCUAUCACACCUUCUGAUGGAUGUGCCAUUCUGCCUGUCAUGGAAGAAAAGCAGCUGACAAAUACGAGGGGUGCCCAAAACAGAAAAAAAAACAAAAACAAGUCAGGACUUCCUUUUGCUUUGAAUGGAGCCUUGGCAUGGAGUGAUUAACUGAUAAGGAUCACAGCCAGGCAGGGAAUUCAUGUCUGUCUGUCACAAAGUCUGUGAGUCCAUCUGGCAGCCUUUCCCCAUCACCGCCCCUCCCUUUGUCAAACUGAUGCUUCAGACUGAAGCAGAGGGAGCUGCCUCUCCAAAGGAUUUGGCCCUACAUGCGUGUAUUUCUGUGCCGUGGUUUACAGCUGCUUUGUCUUUUUGUUCUCUCAGGAAAUACAGUAAAGUUGUGGCAGGUUGAACAUUUUGAGGUCCUCUUCUUGCUGUUAUUAUGAUAGACAACGGAUCAAUGAUGAAGAUAAACCUGAUGAAAAAUGCCAUCACUAUUGUUGCUAAAUGCUGUGAGUGUUAGCUUGAGCUUUCUCUGUGAACCACCUGGAGUGGGUUCUUCAGAGGUGAGCUCUUUCAAACACAAAGUAGUGUUAGUGUAUUGGGUAUUUCAUUGUAGAUGCUUCAUAUAUCCAGACGAGCACUCGCAAAAAAUAAAUCAACAAAAAAAAAAAACUUAAAGACAUCAGUGUAAGUCUUAACUUUAUACUCUUGUCUAAAAAAAUAACCACUAUCUGUUUGUUAUAUAAAACUGUAAAUAAAUUUAAAGUAUAACAAAGGACAAAACCUAAUGUAAAAAAAACAUCAAACUUUAGUUUAUUGAUAAUUGGAUCAGUAAGGAUGCUUUGACAAGUCCAUUAUUGGUCAUGUAAUUGAGUUUUAUUUAUCUUCAAUUAAUUUAGCUAUUAUGAGCCAGUGAGUCUUUUAAAUAUUAUGUUUUGUAAGGUGAAGUACAAUGAUUAGAGGAAAAUAUAUUUUCUAUUACAUUUAUGGACGGCAGCUGUACUUUAUUGUGUGUGUUCAUGUUGAUUUAUGGCUUACUAUGUAUAAAAGUGCUUUCUCUUUUCACCAAGAAACAAAACUUUUGGCUUUGGAUGAUUAAAGGGAAAUGGAUAAGUUGCACAAUGUAUAAAAAGCUAAACAAUCUGAAGCCCCCUAAUUUUUUUCAAAACCCUUUCCUUUGUCCAGUUGUAAUAUGUUCAAGACCAAAUUAAUUGCUAUUGUAAAGGUAUUUUUGUGCCUUUGCUCUUUUUAUGACUGACUGUAUUCCCUCCUCUUGUUAUUUAAAAAUGGUAUUUAUACUCUGUGUUCUGCCCCAAGCAUACCGUACCUAGACAAAUAAACAGAAUCAGGGUUA